GCCACUCGAUAAAGUGAUAAGACGUGGAUUACACCGAAUACCGGGGUACUUAACCGAUACUUACAUACCUCACCUCAGGGCAUUCUCGCCGACUACCGAACAAAGGGUUACCGUAAUCCCUGAUAGAUGGAUACUGCCAUGACCCCUCCAUCAUCUGCUAAAAGCACGAAAGUUUAGGCGGGUACCUACCUGUAGAACCCCACUAAAGCUCCUGCAAGCUCGAUGCAUCAUGCAUCCCACCAUAAGGUUAGUUCAACUAGAGGCUGCCCCACUAAGUGAGAAAGUCUGAAAUAAUUUUGUGACGCUUAGCUUAGCACACUUGUGUUUUGUAUAACCACGACAACGACAAUUAUUAUUAUUUUAACAUGCCGGGAGCUACAGCUCCCCCAAUUGAUACCGUAAUGGCAAAUGGUGCCGGUAAUGGUAUCAACGGCCACGUACCGCGCACUCCUUCGUUAUCAGGCCUCUCCCUUACCGAGUACAGCGCAAACCCGUCGCCGCCAUCGGAGCGCAGACAAGACAGAAUCAAGCAGAUCGUGCCGGAGGAAUUCAUCCUGCCUAAUGGACAUCCUGAUUAUCUCCGUCUGAUCCUUACCUCGAGAGUCUACGAAGCAUGCAAAGAGACUUCCCUCGCACCCGCCACAAACCUCUCGAACCGACUCGAAUGCAAUGUCUUACUCAAGAGAGAAGAUGAGCAACCCGUUUUCAGCUUCAAGCUACGCGGAGCUUACAACAAGAUGGCCCAUCUCGACCGAAACCAGAGCUGGAAGGGCGUGGUGGCUUGCAGUGCAGGAAAUCAUGCCCAAGGAGUAGCUUAUUCUGCUAGAAUUCUCAAGAUACCCGCAACUAUCGUCAUGCCUUCGGGUACGCCGAGCAUCAAGCAUAAGAACGUCUCGAGACUAGGCGGCUGCGUCGUGCUUCACGGCGCAGACUUUGAUGCCGCCAAGGAAGAAUGCGCAAGGCUAGAACAGCAGCAUGGCCUCAUCAACAUUCCACCCUUCGACGACCCCUAUGUCAUCGCUGGUCAGGGAACAAUAGGAAUGGAGCUGUUGCGACAGACGAACAUCCAAAAGCUCGAGGCCAUAUUCUGCUGCGUAGGGGGAGGUGGCCUUAUCGCGGGCAUUGGAGUCUACGUCAAGCGCAUUGCGCCUCACGUCAAGAUAAUCGGAGUCGAAACCGAGGACGCCAAUGCAAUGGUCCAGUCUCUGCGAGAAGGGAAGCGAGUGGUGCUUAAGGAAGUUGGGCUGUUCGCCGAUGGAGCAGCAGUCAAGACUGUGGGAGAGGAAACCUUCCGAAUAUGCCAAGAGGUGAUCGAUGAUGUUAUCGAGGUAAAUACUGACGAGACAUGCGCCGCCAUCAAAGACGUAUUCGAGGAUACUCGCUCUAUAGUAGAGCCGGCGGGCGCCCUAGCUCUCGCCGGCCUGAAGAAAUGGGUUGUGGCAAAUCCGUCGAGUGACUCGAAUCGAUCCGUCAUAGCCAUCACAAGCGGUGCGAACAUGAACUUCGACAGAUUGCGCUUCGUAGCCGAACGCGCUACCCUCGGCGAAGGCAAGGAGGCCCUGCUCCGCGUGAGCAUUCCGGAGAGACCUGGAGCAUUUGCCGAGCUGGUUAAUCAUGUUAUGCCCCAUGCCGUGACGGAAUUCUCGUAUCGCUACGCGACUAGCGAGUUAGCUAACAUCCUGAUUGGGAUAUCAUUGACCGGCGCAGCUUCUGAAAGAGUGCAAGAGCUCCAGGCGCUUAUUGAUAGGAUCAACAACGACGGCAUGACCGCUACAGACUUGUCGGGAGACGAACUUGCCAAGUCACAUAUCCGCUAUCUCGUAGGCGGACGAUCUGACGUGCCUGACGAGAGAUUGUACAUGUUCACCUUCCCCGAACGCCCCGGUGCGCUAGAGAAGUUCUUGCGCACGUUACGUUUGAGGUACAACAUCAGCUUAUUCCAGUACCGAAAUGGGGGUAGUGAUGUGGGCAAGAUCUUAGCGGGCAUACAAUGCCCUGACGCGGAAGUGCCGGACCUAGAGAAGUCGUUCAAGGAGAUCGGAUAUCCGUGGGAAGACUGCACGCAAAGCCCCGUUUUCAAGACAUUCCUGAGGAGUUAAAGGUCGAGGGUAGCUACGAGUUUGCAAUUCGGUGCGUAUGCUAGCCUAAUCGGUUAGGAUUUAUGAAAUCGAGUCUGGAUCGUGAUGUGAUGGGAGUUUUGCGGGUUUGCGGCGAGUUAUUACAAGCUUCAUCAUUGAUCGUCGAAAACACUAAUGGAAAUGGCGAACGGUAAUAGGUACCAUAAAAGGGAUACAUUUAAAAUAGCAGAGAGCCUCUUGCUGUGAUGUGUGAUUUACAUAUGUAGGCGAUGUGGCCGUCAGGAUCAAUCUAUGUACACAUGUGCAUACUAGGUAAAUUGGAUCCUGUACAUAUGGUUACGUGCAUACUACAUAUAAGGAUCUUAGUCGAUUAGCCAAUAAACUUCAACUAUAGAAUCCCCACA
Annulohypoxylon truncatum is the source of this 2482-nucleotide messenger RNA. RefSeq names its product threonine dehydratase I. The coding region runs from base 366 to 2099 and encodes 577 amino acids. The record is from RefSeq and is a predicted model, not a curated record. Lineage: Eukaryota; Fungi; Ascomycota; Sordariomycetes; Xylariales; Hypoxylaceae. Gene Ontology annotation, biological process: L-threonine catabolic process. The transcript is spliced from 2 exons. Gene Ontology annotation, molecular function: pyridoxal phosphate binding; threonine deaminase activity.